Molecule: messenger RNA, 11133 nt
Organism: Procambarus clarkii (red swamp crayfish)
Lineage: Eukaryota; Metazoa; Arthropoda; Malacostraca; Decapoda; Cambaridae
Product: domino helicase
Biological process (GO): chromatin remodeling
Cellular component (GO): Swr1 complex
Molecular function (GO): ATP hydrolysis activity; ATP binding; ATP-dependent chromatin remodeler activity
Source: RefSeq, a predicted model, not a curated record
AUGCGCGGGGAGUCAGUCACCAACACUGGCCACCGCUGACGGCUCCACUCUACUCUCUCUCUCACUAUUUAUACAUUUGGAAAAUGGAGUGAAUUCCGUGCGGGGUCUACCCGCUGUGUACAAAAACUUUGUGUGUGUGGCCGCACGCAGGAUGAGUGCAAUCACAGUGCCGGAUGCUACGUGUGUGUCUAAGUGAAUGUAAUGAGUGCGAGAGAAACUAGUGUACAUAAUGAAACCACCACUUCAAGCCAUAAUGUGACAGAUAUUACUCAGGCUGUUGCUGGGGGUAUUGCCCCCAGCAGCAGCAGUAACAAUAGCAGUGGUGGUGGAGGAGGUGGUGCAGAGUGUCAGUUGGUACAGCAGUUAGUUAGUCCUGUGAAGGCUGGCAGCAUGGGGUGUGGUGAAGGGGAGCUUGUGAGGCUCACUGAUCCCCGCACGCUUCAUUCCUACACACCCCGCACCUCUCCUGUGCCUUCUACCUAUACAACUCCUGUACUCACUGAAGUCACUCCUACCUCGACUCCCUCGUCUUCUCCCAGAAGACCGCCACCUUCCAUUUCGUUGCAGCCUCCUGCCAAACGUAUUAAGGUUGAAGAAAAGCCCUUCGAUUUAUUAGAACUACGGAAGGUUAUUACUGACUGGAAAAAAGCCAAAUUAGAAGGUGUAAAAGAAAAAUAUAAUGAUCAUUUGGUUGAACUUUUUUUUUUAGAAAGAGAUGGCAAUAUGAUGGACUAUCAGUCAUGGAGUAGACGUCCUACUCGAGAGUUUCUUCAAUUCAUUCGUCAUCACAAACUUGAAGGAGAUGAAUCUUUAGAGGCUAAGUUCACUGUUCCCAAUCCAUUACACUUAACCUCAGGUGUCCAAAUAAAAACAGAAAACCCCUCAGGACCUCAGUCACCUUUGAAAGGUGUCUUAGGUGCUAAUGUUAGGACUUCCUCAUCUCCGGUUAAACCUGGGAAGGGCCUGGCAAGUCCAGCAAUGGGAGCGCGCCAGAAAAUGCCCUCAACAAGUGAAAAUAUUCAGGUUACACAGCAGGAUCAAAUGGUGGAAAAAGCAAGGCAGGAAGCUUAUGUUAUGCAACGAAUUGCCUCGCUGAGAAAAGAGGGAUUGUGGGCAGAAAAAAGAUUACCAAAAGUGCAAGAGCCUCCAAGAGCUAAGGCUCAUUGGGAUUACUUGUUGGAAGAGAUGGUGUGGCUUAGUGCAGAUUUUGCUCAAGAACGAAAAUGGAAGAAAGCUGCUGCUAAGAAAUGUGCCCGAAUGGUUCAAAAGUAUUUUCAGGACAAAGCUUUGCAAGCACAAAAGGCAGAGAAGGAACAAGAAAUGAGAACUAGGAAGAUAGCUGCGUAUAUUGCUAAGGAAAUUAGAACGUUUUGGGGUAAUGUAGAAAAAUUAGUUGAAUACAAAGUGACAACAAAGCUGGAUGAGAAAAAGAAAAAGGCCCUUGACCAACAAUUGAGUUUCAUUGUGGAUCAAACAGAGAAGUAUUCAUCAUGGUUAGCUGAAAGCAUGAACAAGCCAGCAGAUUCUGCUGCAGCAUCCACACGUUCCAAUACUCCUUCCCGUGAUAGUCGCAUGUCAGAUGAGGAAUUCCGUCCUGAGGAGUCUUCCGAUGAUGACGAGGGAACAAUUGCUCGAGAGGAUGACAAUCCAGAAGAGCAAGCUUCAGAACUGCAACUAUUACACGAGGAGUCUAAACAGACACUGGAAGAUUUGUUAAAGGAUCUUCCACCUGGCUAUCUAGAGGGAGGGGAUAUUUCCUUGGACAACAGCACAGAAAACUUGGAUUCUUUAGGGGAGUGUCCGGACAGUGUUGAGGAGAAAGAUGAGGAAAAGGUGAAGGAAGAAGUGAUAGGACACGAGGUGACUAUUGAGAAAGACGAAAAAGAUGUAGAUAGUGUAAGUGAUAAAAAAAAUGUUAGAAAUAUUAAAAGAAGAAAAGUGAAACUCAGGACGGGUGAUAAUAUUAGUGAGAUUGACAAAGAUGAAGAUCAAGACUUUAAAGUCGAAGAGUCAGACGAAGACAAUGAGGACACAAUUGAGGAACAGGAAAAGAAAGAAGAAGAAACAGACCACCAACAAGAAAUAAAUGAAUUGCAGGCUGAAAAUGAACUAUCUGUGGAAGAGUUAAGAAAGAAGUAUGCAGAAUUAGCUGCUAAUGCUGAGCCUAUGGAAGAAGAAGAGUCUGAAGAUGAUAGUAGUGAGGAUGAAGAAGAGGAUGAUGUCAAUGAUGAUGAAGAGAUGGUUGUUGAAGAACGAGAAGAUGAAGGGAAACAGGAAUCAGAGAAGGAAGAUGAGUGUAGUGAUGGAGAUGAAGAGAUGCCCAGUGAUGAGGAAGAGGAGGAGGAUCUAAGUUUGGGCUUGGAAACUCUUAUGAAAGAAAAUCUUGAAAAGGAUUCUAAGGUUGACAGUGAAAAGGCAGAUAAGGAAUUGCAGGAUGCUUCAGCUGUAGCAGAAGCUUUGCAGCCAAAGGGCUUUACAUUGUCAUCUACUUCUGUCACUACACCCAUCCCUGUGUUGCUCAAGCAUACGUUGCGAGAGUACCAGCAUGUGGGUUUGGACUGGCUCACCACCAUGUUUGAAAAGAAGCUAAAUGGUAUACUUGCUGAUGAGAUGGGCUUGGGGAAAACUAUUCAGACCAUCUCCCUUCUGGCACACCUUGCUUGUGAAAAGAGCAACUGGGGACCUCACCUGAUUGUAGUGCCAACCUCUGUCAUGCUCAACUGGGAGAUGGAGUUCAAGAAGUGGUGCCCAGCCUUCAAGAUACUCACAUAUUAUGGCACCCAAAAAGAAAGAAAGAUGAAAAGGCAAGGUUGGACAAAACCAAAUGCAUUCCAUAUUUGUAUUACAUCAUACAAGCUGGUGAUUCAGGACCACCAGAGCUUUAGAAGGAAGAAGUGGAAGUAUUUCAUCCUUGAUGAAGCUCAAAAUAUAAAAAACUUCAAAUCUCAACGUUGGCAGUUGUUGCUAAACUUUCAAAGCCAAAGACGCUUAUUACUUACGGGAACUCCGCUUCAAAACAACUUGAUGGAGCUCUGGUCACUGAUGCACUUCCUAAUGCCUAAUGUUUUUGCCUCCCAUCGGGAGUUUCGUGAAUGGUUCUCUAAUCCAAUGACAGGCAUGAUCGAGGGGAAUAAGGAGUACAAUGACACCAUCAUUAAAAGAUUACACAAGGUUUUAAGACCAUUCAUAUUGAGAAGACUUAAGUCUGAAGUGGAACAACAAAUGCCCAAAAAGUUUGAACAUGUAGUAAUGUGUAGAUUAUCAAAGAGGCAACGGUUCCUAUACGAAGAAUUUAUGUCAAGAGCUAAAACUAGAGAGACCUUGGCAGCUGGGAACUUCUUAAGUGUAAUCAAUGUGUUGAUGCAACUUCGAAAAGUGUGCAAUCAUCCAAAUCUGUUUGAACCUCGCCCUACAGUGUCUCCUUUUAUGAUGGAGGGCCUCUCCUACAAUGUUCCAUCCAUCAUUUGGGGCCUCAUUGAUUAUGACCCAUUUAGGGAAGUUGACUUAUUCUGUCUAAAUUUUCUUCUGGCCGAUUUGGAAUUGUGCUUGACAGCAUUUGCUGCUCAUCGUAUUCGCAAGUUCCAAGCUCCUCGCCGACUUAUUGAAGAAAUAGAUUCUGCUCCAGAUCCACCUCCAAAGUGUCCAGCUGGAAAGAUCAAACUUCAUGUACGGCCAUCUAGUCAAAGUGUGCCUAAGACUGGCGUAUCGCCAGCAAGCACUCCAAGAGUACCUACUCCAGUUGGAGCUCUUCGUGCUCCCGUGCCACAAACACCAACCUUAGCUUCUACCAGCACCACUACCACCACCACUACCAACUUGCAGGGUGGAGGAAUGCGGUUCCAGCUGGUUCAGCAAGGAGGAACAAUUAAAGCCAUACAAGUACCAGUAACUGGAGCUAGUGGAGGAAUGGUUGUGCAGCAGACUCCUCAGGGACCACGUCUGGUGAUACCACAGCGAACUACAUUAGGAGUGCCUGGUGCUACAGCAUCCAUUGGAGGAGCACCUACUACAGGAGCCUCUGCCAUGGGUGGAUUACAGCUGCUUCAAACAGCAUCAGGUCAGCUUUUACUCACCACAGCUCCAGUACAGAAGCCAGCAAAUCCCACAUUAUCUCAAGGGGUGAGUGGCACUGCUGCAGCGGCUCUUCUUCAGCGGUUACAAGGCUUGAAAGGUUUGCAAGGCUCUAUGAUCACUACUGGGGCUGGGGGAAGACCAGUGCUCCGCCUUCCUCUCCCCACGAGUAAUUUCAGACCACAAACACAGAUUUUGGCAACCGGUAACAACCAAACUACAGCUGCUAUCCGUGUAUCAUCACCUGCCGCCCCUCUACAAACUACUCCUGUGGCUAGUCCAGUGAGAACAGGGCCAUCGUCUCCUGCUGCUCGGGCUCCUCCUCCAAGCACCACACCUACCAAGCCCAUCACAAGGAUUGACCAAAGGGAGCUGGAACGACAGGAUGAAAAGAAAAAGGAAGAGGAGAGAAAACGAACCUUAUUCUGUUUGAAUGACCUUGAAGAAAGAAGACGCAAGAGAAGGAAAGACAAGCUUUCUCUUAUAUCUCGGUUAAAUACACGGCGGUGUCAGGCAUGUCCCAUAUAUGGUUCAGACCUGAUAGAAGCUGUUUCUGUAAUUAAUCCGGGUCAUGGGACCACCUACAGUUAUGGGAAAUGGAAUGGCAAAGGAAUGGUUCACUGUCUUCAUGCAACUGAACUGAAAUCUCGUCAAUAUUGGUUUGAAACAGAGUCUCUGCACAACCUAGUACAGACUCCAGAAACCUAUUUAAAGCUUUUGAAAGAUACCACUGACAGAUAUGUGUUUUGUAUACCAUCAGUGGUGGCACCACUUAUUUGUAUGAGAAUGAGCCACCCGCCGCCAUCCAAACUCUGGGCACAAGAAAGAAUGAAAGCAUUAUUAAAAACACAUGCUUCACCUGCCAUUGCCCCACUUCAUCACAUAAUGAAUGCAGCAGUCACCCAGUUCCCAGACCCCAGGCUUAUUCAAUAUGAUUGUGGCAAGUUACAAACAUUGGAUCGCCUAUUGCGGCAGUUGAAGACAGGCGGGCACCGAAUCCUUAUCUUCACUCAAAUGACAAAAAUGUUGGAUGUUUUUGAAGCUUUCCUAAAUUAUCAUGGCCACCUAUACUUGAGACUGGAUGGAACUACCAGAGUUGAUCAAAGACAGGUAUUGAUGGAGAGGUUUAACCAGGACAAGAGAAUCUUUGCUUUUAUUUUGUCGACGCGGUCUGGAGGUAUUGGUGUGAAUCUUACGGGUGCUGAUACUGUCAUCUUUUAUGAUUCAGAUUGGAACCCAACCAUGGAUGCCCAGGCUCAGGAUCGAUGUCACCGAAUCGGACAGACAAGAGAUGUACACAUCUACCGGCUCAUAUCAGAGAAGACUAUUGAGGAGAAUAUCUUGAAGAAAGCCAAUCAGAAGCGUCUUUUGGGUGAUUUGGCUAUUGAAGGUGGUAACUUUACCACGGCUCACUUCAAAAAGUCAACAAUACAGGAUCUGUUUGAAGUGAAUGUGAAUGAAAAUGAUGCUUCAAAAAGAAUGUCUGAAGUUAUUGAAAAGAGCAAACCACCAGAUGAGGGCAAGGAAGUUACCGAGGGAGAAAAGGUGAAAAUGGGAGCCUUUGAGAGUGCCUUAGCUGCAGCUGAGGAUGAAACGGACGUUCAGGCAGCUAAAACUGCUAAGGCAGAAAUGGCUGCGGAGUUGGCCGAAUUUGAUGAAAACAUUCCAAUUGAGGAAGGAGAAGGUAGUGAGGAGUUGAGCAAGGCUGAGCAAGAAGUUGCUAAUCUCAUGAAACAGCUAUCACCAGUAGAGAGAUAUGCAAUGAAGUUCCUGGAAUCUUCGGAUGAUGGCUGGGCAGCAGAAGCAGAGCGAAUGGCUGCAGAGAUUGAACAACAAAAGAAGGAAUGGGAGCUUGGACGUUUGCAAGCUCUUAAGGAGGAGGAGGAGCGAUUGGCACACAAUUCAGAUGAAGAUCUUCUUACCUACACAUCAGCAGAUGCACACAAUCAGUUGUGGUUGUCACUAUGUGGGAGAGAAGAGAUGCCGAUAUGGCACCCUCCAACUCCUCCACGAGAUGAUAAUGACGUCUAUAUUGAUCACGCACUCGGUUUCUGGUAUGAUUCUAGUACAAUGCCAGAAUCUGCUCUGCCUCCUGUGUACAUCAAGAAGGAACAUAAAAGACUCAAAUUGGAACCAGGUGCAUCAGGAGAUGGAUCCUGUGGAUUGCGCCGACCUCAGAAACUUCGCCGUGAAGAUGCUGUGUGCGCUCCUCGUUCCCUCUUUGAUCGACCCUCACCUGCUGUUGUUAAGAUACGCCGAGAUCUUAAACUUCAGAAAUAUAGAGGCAUUGUCCGGCCCAGCAUUCCACUUCCGGGUUUAAAACCAGCCAUUUUGACUAAACCUCCUGCAGCAGAACCUGAGAAUACUCCAGAGUGGACAGUACAUGAAGACUGGGCUGUUGUCCAAGCAGUGCAGCAGCACCUCCAGUUGGAAUUGCCUGUUAAUCUGCUUGUGUUAUCACCUGGUCACACUCCUAAUUGGGAUCUUGUAGCUGAUUUAGUAAAUUCAAUAUCGCGCUGCUACCGCUCACCACGCCACUGUAGGACUCGGUAUGAGAGUACCAUCCUUCCUCGUGAAGAAGGAAAGUUACCACCAGAAGUAACCACCAAAAAAAUAUCAAAGAAGCAAAAAUCAGGAGUUCUUUCAAAGCCUAUACACAAAAGCUCACGUCCAAUGCGAACUUCACAGUUGUUUGCUCAGGAUAACAACAGCAGUUUCUCCUCUCUGUAUUGCACUCGGUUUGAAACAAUUAAAAAUAUAGCCAUAAAACGCACCCCAACAACCAAACCACCACUAGUAAAUCCCACUCAUAAAAAUCCCAAGCAUGCUCAAGUGCUUGCAGAAUCAGGAAUUCAGUAUGAUGGUCCUCUCAAUCCAGGUCAGGUAGCUGCAAAUCUUGCAGAACGCAUUCAGCGUGCAAAACAAAAAUCUCAGGCUGAACUUGCUCAACAACAGCAACAAAAACUUCUUCAGCAGCAACAGCUUCAACUUCAACAACAGCAGCAGCAACAGCAACAACAAAUACAGCAAGCUCAGCUUACUGCAAACCAACUACAGCAACAGUUGCAGCAGCAGCAACAACCCCAGCAAAAUCAGGUACAACAACAAACUGUGCAACAACAGGCCCAACAGCAACAAGGUCAGCAGCAGGUUUCAGUGGUAGGAAACACCACGGCUCAACAAGUAGUCAGUAGUGGUCUGUCUGGCAAGGUAGCUACUUCAGUUGUGCUCAGUCAAGGAGCAGCUAUGACUGUUGCCACUGUCACGGCUGCCACAGCCACCACUACUGCUGCCUCGUCUUCAACUACUGCGGCAAUUCUUGGUGGUGUGCGCACUGCAGCUGGGGUUGCUAAUGCUGGCCGGACCACUUUAGCCCUCCAGGAACUACAGGUUCGAACAUCAGGGAGUAAUCAAGGCACAGUAGUGAGUGUUGCUGGUCUGGCCCAGUUACAGGCUGCAAAACUUACAGCAACAUUGUCAUCGCAAUCUUCUACACAAAAAGGUGUUACUACAGUUCCAAGAUCAUUAACUCCAGCCCAGUUGCAAUACCUGAAAACACAAGCCCAGGCAAGACAAGCCCUUGCAUUGCAACAGCAACAAGGCAAGGUGGUGGCUACAGGUGACCAGACCAUUAAGAGGGUUCAGAUAGCAGGGCAGGCAGGGACGACACAGAAAGUGCAAGUAGCAGUGUCUGGUGGAACUUUGGCAGCUGUUACAGCUAUACAGGUAAGCCAAGCAGGACGAACACAACUGGUGAAGCCUGGCACAGUGAUGGCUGGAGCAAGUGGAGUGAUGACUGCUGGAAAAGCUGUGACCCGGACAGUGACAGACAGAGAAGUUGCUGCACUUCUCAAGCAACAACAGCUCAACAAAUCUGGACAAGUCGCUCAGGUGCAAGUACCCUCUGCACAACUCUUGGCUGGCCUUCAAGUUCAGGGGAGUGUAAGUGGUGGUACACCAGUGGCAACAUUAGUAAAGACUGUCAGUGCUCCCAGUACUAUGGUACACACACCAACCACAGUAACUCUGCCUGUGUCUGCUAUUAACGUGACACUUCCUCAAGCUAGAGUUACCACUGCAGCCACUGUUGCUAAGGCUGCCACCACCCAACAGACAGUGCGAAAUAUACCUUUACCACAGCAGCUAUUGGCAAAGCAGAGAUCACUGAUGGGAGUUAAAGGUGCUGUUGGGCUACAAUUAGGCAGUAAAGGUGUAGGUGGCACUGGGCUUAACACAGUGCAGAUAGUACAGGGUGGUGGCCAGAAACAGAUGUCACAUGUCACGGUACAACAAAUACAACAGGUUUUUAAACAGGUGCCUCAACAGACCAUCCAACAUAUUACACAGGGUGGCACAGUGAGUGGCACUGUAGUAGGGAAAGCGGUGGGGAACACAGUGGCAGGCACCAGCGUCACAACGUCAGGCAGCCAAGGCAUUAGCACCUCCCACACUACCAAGCUGGUACCAAUGACCAUUGCAUCACAUCAGCAGCAACCUAUCAAGCAAACCAUUCAGGUAGUGUCAGCUGGCUCUACAGUGGUUGGUGGAGGUUCUGCAAUCCGUGUGAGUGCCGGGGAGCGCUCGUCACCAUCAACUUUAGCUCUACAAGCUGGAACAAUGAAAGUAACUAACCCUGCCAUACUGUCUCAAGUGGCAGCCCUACAAGGACAACCAAUGUCUGUUGCUGUCAGAACUCCAACACAGAGUCCAGUCAGAAUACAGACAUCGGCCCUCCAAACUCAGCAGACAGCACAGACUCAACAACAGCAGCAACAACAGCAACAACAGAACCAACAACAGGGACAACAGCAGAGUGGCAUUGGCCAGUAAAUGAAAAUACUGUAAAGGAUCAUUGCCAUCUAAAUAUGCACUCUUUUUAUUUCAUUGGAAAGAAUAUAUGCUGCUUACCUACUAGGCUUCAAAAUGUCAUUGUAGUAAAGAUCUCUAAGUAUAUUUACAGCUGUAAGGCUGCAGUUUUAUUUCAUUUUUGGUUUUUAAAUUUUUCUUAUGCCUUUGUUUAUUGCAUUUAUAUUGCAGAAACUUUUUUUUAUCUGGUUACUGGGUAAUAUUAUUCAGCGUUACCCAAGUUAAAAUUGGCAGUUGUGUCUACCACACUAGAACCUAGUCUAAUAAACUUCUUGCUCAGGACAUUUCCUUUAUGCCAUUAGUUGGAUGUAAAAUUUUUGAGAGAUUAAAUAACUUAUACAAAUGCUAUGAGUUAUCAAUUUAUAUGCAUUACAUGAAUGCAUUCCUGGUGUCUCAGCUCCUCAAAGGCUAUUUCAUCAUUUCCAGUGCUGCAUAGUUGGCAGGAGAGACUAACCAUUCAAAUGGUAUAUGGUACAUUUUAUAAUAAAGUCAUACUGGGGGGGUUUCUUUGACACUACUCUGAAACAUUGACACAUUAUCACAUGUGGUUUUAAACUUUGAAACGAUUUGUGAUACAUUAGGCCCACACCAUUAAAAGUACCAGACAGUAAAAGACUGCCCAGCUCUUGUAAUUACUAAACACCACUGUAAAACGAUGAUCCCACACCCACUUCGGAGGCAGGUCCUGAAAUACUGGGCACGCAUUUUAAAAAUGUGUCACUUUUAACAUCUUUUGUGUUAAGAAAAGUAUGAUCAGUCUUGGAACUUUGAUCAAACAUAUACGCAAGCAUUCCCAGUGAACACAUGUGAGCAUGCACACAUGUACAUACACAAACACUCCUCAUUAACACAUGCGAGCAUGCACACAUGUACAUACACAAACACUUCUCAUUAACACGUGUGAGCAUGCACACAUGUACAUACGCAAACACUCCUCAUUAACACGUGUGAGCAUGCACACAUGUACAUACGCAAACACUCCUCAUGCACACAUGAACGCGCACACCACACACGCACAAACACAGAGGUGAGCAUGCACAUAAAUCAAACACUCCCUAUAAACACAGAUGAGUAUACAUACACAUAAAAGUCACAUAAAUUCAUGCAUGUAUAAAUAAUCAAGCAUUAAAUUAUUUACCGCUAUGGAUAUACAAAUUUUGUAUGUGAAUAUAGUAAUAAAACUAAUCAAUGCAUGGGUGUCUAUUGUGGUAAUUUGAGGCUGAGAGCAGUAAACCCUAAAGCUUCAAUGAUGUCUUUAUUCUCAUGAAUUACAAUAUCAUAUCCUUCAUUUUUACCUAGGAUUUUAUAUGUAGUAAAACAAUAUCUCUCUUUCUCCUCUUUCUCAUAUAUAUAUAUAUAUAUAUAUAUAUAUAUAUAUAUCUAUCUAUCCAUCCACUGCCUGAAAUGGAGCGACUCGCAGAACCUAAUAGGCCAAGUUGCCUAACAAGCUGAGUUUUCCUGAAAUUACAUACAGUAUUUUUCUAAAAAAAAAUUCUUACGGAAUGAUAAAGCUUUCAUUAUAUUAUAUUUAUAUGAAUUUUUUUGUUAAAUUUGAUUUACAAUUAAUGUAGAAAUACUGUAUGACCAAACCUAACUUAACUUACCCAAACCUGUUACAACCUAACCUAACUUAGCUAAGUCUCUAAUUCAUGUUCUUAAUAUAUUAUAACAUUUAAAAUAAAUCAAUUUAAUUUUGUUUAAUAACGACAAUCACUCUGCCUGUUAGGCAAAUUGGGUCUUGCUUAUUAUUAGGCCAAUAGCACCUUCUAACUGUUAGAUGUGUGUGUGUGUAUGUAUGUAUGUGUGUGUGUAUAUAUGUAUGUAUGUAUAUAUAUAUAUAUAUAUAUAUAUAUAUAUAUAUAUAUAUAUAUAUAUAUAUAUAUAUAUAUAUAUAUAUAUAUAUACACACACAUUAUAUUCUAGACCUUUUUUUUCUUCUCAUUUCUUUACACAAAUAAAAUACAUUUUAAUUAAUAAAUGCAAAGUGAAUGGUUAGGGGAACCUGUACAGUAUUCAAAAUAAUAUUGUAUUUCGAAGACACUGUAAUGAUGUAAGUAUUGUAACUUUGGCACUGAUAUUGUUCACCUGAGAUCCAUGAUAUGGCCAGCAGCUGGAGCUAGAUGUUUCUCAGCUGUAGAUAAAUAUGAAGGUCUAUUACUAGUAAGGUUAUAUUUAUAAAUAAAAUGCUAAAAUAGA